Messenger RNA from Vicia villosa (hairy vetch), 636 nucleotides. RefSeq lists its product as uncharacterized. The record is from RefSeq and is a predicted model, not a curated record. The transcript has 4 exons. Bases 1 to 636 code for a protein of 211 amino acids. NCBI's taxonomy places the organism in Eukaryota, Viridiplantae, Streptophyta, Magnoliopsida, Fabales, Fabaceae.
AUGCCUAUUUCACAGAAAAUUCCAUUCAUCAAAGAGACACCAUUUUUAAUGCACAAAUACAUCAAGUGGAUCGUCAAUGUUGUGGGGGACGGUAAUUGCGGUUACCGGGCCGUGUCGGGGUUGCUUGGUAAUGGAGAGGAUAGCCAUACUCUUGUCCGUCAUCAACUUAUCCAAGAGUUGAAGACGCAUAAAGACUCGUACAUGCGAUUAUAUGAAGAGGAAAUUAAAUUUGAAGCAGUUAACGAAGCUCUUGUUCCUUGGUUGGGCGCUUACACAUCCGUGUCAAAAUGGAUGAGAUUCCCGAAAAUGGGACAUCUUAUUGCAAACGCGUAUGAUAGGGUGUGCAUUGACCUGACGCGUUAUGGAUGCCCCAUAUCGCCUACCUCACCGGAAUGGACGCUUUAUCAUACCGAAGAUGUCGAGGCGUUGACCGAUCUUUUUGUUGAUAGGAUGCACGAAUUUGAAAGAUUGAACAACAUUGAAAAGGAAUCGAAUAAGGAAAAGUCAAAGUUAGAACCACAUAUACAUUUAGCCGGCGAUAGUUCUUUUGAUGUGUUUUGUAGUUUCAAAGUGUUGCAUUAUAAUUCUGCCUUGCUAAAAGAACUAACAGGGAAAGUUCCGUUGAUAUAUACUUAA